This is a messenger RNA of Engraulis encrasicolus (European anchovy), 1011 nucleotides long. RefSeq lists its product as uncharacterized. The transcript is spliced from 6 exons. Bases 88 to 1011 code for a protein of 307 amino acids. The record is from RefSeq and is a predicted model, not a curated record. NCBI's taxonomy places the organism in Eukaryota, Metazoa, Chordata, Actinopteri, Clupeiformes, Engraulidae.
UGCACUUACUCAUUUCAAGACGAUGCCACGAAAGAAAUCGUGCAUUUCGAAUUGGUUCAGGUUACAGAGGCGAGCAGCUCUGUGGCGAUGGAGGUGGUUGGAUUUCAACGGGGUCUGGACUACCUGCUUGAGAGGGGUGUCAACAUUGGUGUCUUGACAACAGACAGAUCCCCUUCCAUCCGUAAACUGAUGAAGGACAAUUACAGCAACAUUCAACAGGAGCUGGACCCAUGGCAUGUCUGUAAAAGUCUGAAGAAGAGACUUGUUACAGCUUCGAACAAGAAGGAAAACAAAAUCCUGCAGCCAUGGAUCAGGUCAAUCACCAAUCACAUGUACUGGUCAUGCAGCACCAGUAAGGGCGACAAGGAGGAAUGCCAAAGAAGAUGGAAAUCACUUCUCUACCACAUCCGUGGCAUCCACAGAUGGGAGGAGGAGGAUGCUGAGCAUAGGUGUUACCAUCCACCACCAACAGAAGAGGAGCAGAGGCGAAAAAUGUGGCUCGAGACAGAUUCACCUGCGUUUCAAGCGUUGACUGGACUGGUCAUGGACAAGAACCUCCUGCGAGAUUUGAGACAAAUGACUCUGUUCAAGCACACUGGAUCACUGGAGGUGUACCAUUCCGUAAUUCUGAAGUAUGCGGAGAAGCGGCUUCACUUCAGUUACGACAGCAUGAGGGCUCGAUCUCAACUGGCUAUUCUGGAUCACAACAACAACCUUGAGAGACCACAGGCUACAACACAAGAUGGACAAGCAAGAUACAAGGCUGCCUACUCAAAGCAGUCGCAACAGUGGGUUGCGAAACCGAUUUAUGAAGGCACAACACAGACUUUUCGGGAUGACCUGGUGGAGCGUGUCCUGAGGAGGAGGGAAGACAGCAGUGUCGUGUUGUCCAAACCCGUGCCCCGUCCUCGACCAAGAAGGAGACUGCUGCACAACAUAGCUCCAGUUCCAAGACCGGAAAAGAGUGACCUGGUUGCCAAAGCCAGGUCUCGCUACAUGACCAUGUUGUAA